This is a messenger RNA of Camelina sativa (false flax), 380 nucleotides long. RefSeq lists its product as uncharacterized. NCBI's taxonomy places the organism in Eukaryota, Viridiplantae, Streptophyta, Magnoliopsida, Brassicales, Brassicaceae. The record is from RefSeq and is a predicted model, not a curated record.
UUGGUUCCGGUAAAUGGAAACGAGAUCUCUCAAAAGCUUCUCGAGAUUUUGUAAGAGCUGUAAGAAUUGGAAUCGAAAGAAGAAGAGAGAAGAAAGUGAAGAAAAUGGCGUUGAGCUCGUUGACAUGGGGUUACGCACGGAUCAUAGCUGGAACACUUGUCGGUGGGGCUCUAGGAUUCUACGUAAUGCAUCGAAUCGAAGUUAGCUACAAGAUGAAGAUGGAGGAAGCGUUGAAGCAAUACGAGAAGGAAAAGCUGAAGAGACAAGAAGAAGAGAAUCUUAGUCUGAUCAAUGAAGAUUCCGUUUAGUCUUUUUUUUUUACUUAUUUAUUUUUGAGUUUCGUGGGAGCAUGCCUUCAAAGUGUUCGACGAAAUGCCCAA